AUGCCCGCAGUCACCCGCAGUCUCAGGUCGUCGACGCGACUGAGCGCCUCAGCGGCAUCAGAGGAGAAGAAGCCGGUGUCGGAAAAGACCAAGGCCACCACGAAAGCCAAAGGGAGCACUAAAGCCACCGAAAAGAAGCCUGAAAAGAAGGAAACGAAAGUAGCCGCUGGAAAGCAGAAGAGGAAAGCGGUCGAGGACGCUGAGCCGGAAGAUGAACCUGAAGCCAAGGCCGAGGAGGAGCCUAAGAAGCCCGCGGCGAAGAAGGCGAAAAAACCCGCAGCUGGCAAAAAAGAGACCCCCGCAAAGAAGACCAAGGAUGAACUGAAAGCUCUCCGGGAUGCCUCUGAUUCUGUUCCUGACAUCAACCCCGAAGCUGAGCGGAGAGAUCCGCCAGAGACCCGGUACUGGCUCAUGAAAUCCGAGCCGGACGUACGGAUCGAGGACGGCUAUGAAAUCAAAUUUUCCAUUGAUGACCUAGCGGCUAAGAAGAAGCCCGAGGGCUGGGAGGGAAUCCGGAACUACGCCGCUCGCAAUAACCUCCGGGACAUGCGCAAGGGCGACAAGGCCUUCUUCUACCACUCAAACUGCAAAGAGCCUGGUAUUGUCGGCAUCAUCAGCAUAGUCAAGGAACAUUCCCCCGACUGCACGUUACCCCCCCCUUCCCAAUCCCCCUUUCUUUCCCCCCGGGGGCCAAGAGCUGACAUGGUACCAGGGAAUGCCUGUAUCAACGACAACCCGUACUACGAUGACAAUGCCCCGCAUGACGGGAGCAAGUGGAGCCUCGUCCAUGUCAAAAUCGAGCACAAGUUCCCUCGCAUCGUGCCGCUGAGCCUGCUGAAGGAAGUCGGACCCAAGGGUCCCUUGCAGAACAUGCAGCUGCUGAAGCUGGGCCGUCUGAGCGUCAACAAGGUCACAAAGGAGGAAUGGGACGAAGUCAUCCGCAUGGCCAAGGAGCUCGACGAGGACAAGGAGUGGGACAAGGCGGUUGAGGAAGGGAAGAAGUUCCCCAACUACUCGGCGGCUUGA
This is a messenger RNA of Colletotrichum truncatum, 1026 nucleotides long. NCBI's taxonomy places the organism in Eukaryota, Fungi, Ascomycota, Sordariomycetes, Glomerellales, Glomerellaceae. The record is from RefSeq and is a predicted model, not a curated record.